Messenger RNA from Erinaceus europaeus (western European hedgehog), 1117 nucleotides. RefSeq names its product occludin/ELL domain containing 1 (gene OCEL1). Gene Ontology annotation, cellular component: bicellular tight junction; cytoplasmic vesicle; apical plasma membrane. Gene Ontology annotation, biological process: bicellular tight junction assembly. The transcript is spliced from 7 exons. Lineage: Eukaryota; Metazoa; Chordata; Mammalia; Eulipotyphla; Erinaceidae. The record is from RefSeq and is a predicted model, not a curated record. The coding region runs from base 1 to 843 and encodes 280 amino acids.
AUGUCAGCUCUUAUUCUUGCCGGCCACGCCCCUCGCCCCGAGGCUCUUUGCCAACUUCCGGCCACGCCUCCACGCAGCGGCCCAGACCGCAGGUCACGUACAGCCGGGCCUCGCCGCCUCUCGGGGAGCGGGCCCGGUUCGGAGCCCCGGACGCUGGGACAGGCCGCCUGCCGCGCGCACCCGCCCCGCGCGGGCCCCGAGCCCCCCCGCAGGCCCCGCCCCCCGGCCGGGCGCCGCCCCCCCAGGACCCUGGCCCCCCGGGAGCUCCCCCAGACCCGCUGCUCGCGGGGCCGCCGGCACGCGCUCCAGCCCGGCUCCCCGCGAGCGGGAGCCAGCACCCUGCGCCCCCCGGGGCAGCCCCCGCCCGGAGCGCACAAGCCAAGGCCUAAGAAGAUCGUCUUUGAGGACGAGCUGCCCCUCCGGACCGGGCCCUGCCCCGUGAAGCCCCCCGUGUGGGCGGCGUGCCGGCCAGGACCCCCCCACCCAGCGCCGGACUAUGAGCUCCGGUACCCGCCGCCGCGCAGCACCGGCGACCGCGAGCGCUACGCCGCCGUGUUCCGGGACCUGCACCCCGAGCUCCGCGCGCUGCGGCGGGACCUGCGCGCCGCCUGCGCCUCCCUGCGGCGGCUGGAGGCGCUGCUGGCCGCGCUGCCCCCGCCCCGGAGCCAGGCCGAAGCCCAGCUGGCCGCGCGGGUGCACCGGCAGCUCCGGAAGAAGCAGGCGGACCCCUACUUGCUAGCCCGCCAGGCCCGCUGUCAGCAGCUGCAGGCCAAGCUCAAGCUCCUGAAAUCGCACAUCCAGAAAUUCGAUGCCUCGCAGGACGAUGGCUCCGUGUACUUCUGAGGGGGGAGGGGGGUUAUGGGGGUCCCCCUGCCCCCCCACCUCCUGCGGCCUCUCCCUGGCUGCUCAACCACUGCCAGGAGCCAUUGAGGAGUGCGGCUCUGAGGCUCCAUUGUGAUACUGCCUGCCGCUGCCUCCAGGAAGCCUUUCCAGGUUAAUUUCCUUGUUGGGGAAGGGCAGCUUCUCAGCUCCAGCUCCCAAGGGAAAGUGGGGGGAACCCCCCCGGGCUGUGGAGCCUCACGUGUGUUUAAAUAAAGCUCUCUUGUGAGGACAGGCU